AGGGGGAACGGAGUGGAGCGGAGGAGGAGAGAGGGAGGAGGAGAGUGGGAGGGGAGUGUGGAAGGCUCUAAGGGAAAGCGGCAGAGGCCGGAGAGGAGGCACGGCGGACGGCGGGGAAGGCAGAGGUGUCAGGGGAAGGACAGGGCGGCUUCGGGCACCCUCGGCCGUAGCGCGGGGCAGCCGCCCGCCCAUCCUCCCUCCCCGCCCGAUCGCCGCGGCACCAUGGUGGACAGGGGCCCCUUGCUGACCUCGGCCAUCAUCUUCUACCUGUCCAUCGGGGCGGCGAUCUUCGAGGUGCUGGAGGAGCCUCACUGGCGCUCGGCUACCGAAGACUACAAACGGCAAAAGACGGAGCUACUCAAGCAGUUCCCGUGUCUGGGCCAGGAGGGGCUGGACAAGAUCCUGCAGGUUGUAUCAAAUGCUGCUGAUCAGGGAGUUGCUAUCACUGGGAACAACACCUUCAACAACUGGAACUGGCCUAAUGCUGUGAUCUUUGCUGCUACUGUAAUCACUACAAUCGGUUAUGGAAAUGUUUCUCCAAAGACACCCUCUGGGCGUCUCUUUUGCAUAUUUUAUGGGCUCUUUGGAGUUCCUCUGUGCUUGACGUGGAUCAGUGCUCUGGGGAAGUUCUUUGGAGGACGUGCCAAGAGGCUAGGCCAGUUUCUGACAAAAAGAGGAGUAAGCCUGAGGAAAGCACAAAUUACAUGCACAGCUAUUUUCAUCGUUUGGGGUGUCUUGGUCCAUCUGGUUAUUCCUCCUUUUGUCUUUAUGGUGACUGAAGGAUGGGAUUACAUUGAAGGUCUCUAUUACUCGUUUAUUACUAUCACCACCAUAGGAUUCGGAGAUUUUGUUGCUGGUGUAAAUCCAGAUGCAAACUAUCAUGCCCUUUACAGAUACUUUGUGGAGUUAUGGAUCUAUCUGGGACUAGCUUGGCUUUCACUCUUUGUCAACUGGAAAGUCAGUAUGUUUGUAGAAGUCCACAAAGCAAUCAAGAAACGGAGAAAAAAAAGAAAAGAGUCAUUUGACAACCAUCCUCGGUCUAAAAAACCUCUUCAAAUGGGUACCUCAAAGGAUGUGAACAUUUUCAGCUUUCUUUCAAAAAAGGAAGAGACUUACAAUGAUCUUAUUAAGCAAAUUGGAAAGAAGGCCCUGAAGACAAACAAUGACAAGAUGAUUAAAGUAGAAAAUACUAAACAAAAUAUGCAGAAUGCCAUUAAAGAUGCUCAGGUGACUUACACAAAGUCAGAGUCAUUUGAGUAUGAUGAGUCUUCCCUGGACAUUCAGAAUGGUCAUGUUUUGAGACAUCUGCAUGAUAAACGUGUUGGAGACAGUCCUAUUGAAGGAAACAUGUUUGUAAACCAACUAGACAGGAUAAGUGAAGAAGAAGGUGAAGUGUGGGAUUCCAGAGACUAUCGACCCUUAAUAUUUGAGAAUGCCAAUAUAACAUUUGUAAAUGAGGAUGAUGAUGAAGAGGAAGAUAUCUCAGAUGAUGAGGAAACUUCAAAAUCCUCUAUGGAUGAUAAUACUGUAGAGGAACCUGAAACUGCAAAAAACUUAGUAAAAUUCCCAUCGUCUGAUGAGUCUACCUUUACCAACAAUGAGCUAGAACUU
Molecule: messenger RNA, 1611 nt
Organism: Coturnix japonica (Japanese quail)
Lineage: Eukaryota; Metazoa; Chordata; Aves; Galliformes; Phasianidae
Gene: KCNK5
Product: potassium two pore domain channel subfamily K member 5
Biological process (GO): potassium ion transmembrane transport; stabilization of membrane potential
Cellular component (GO): plasma membrane
Molecular function (GO): potassium ion leak channel activity; outward rectifier potassium channel activity
Source: RefSeq, a predicted model, not a curated record